ACUCAAAUUAGAUAUUCGGCGAUACAAAUCGUCUUUUCUUUUUGUACUUCCUUCUUGUUGAUAAAGAUACCAAUUGAAAGGUUUCGUAGCUAAAAAAAAAGGUUAAGUCGUGCCCAACGACUGGCGUUUAUCUACUUACCCCAAUCGCUUUGUGUUUUUUGAAUAAUUGUUUGUUAACAAGAGCAAUAAGGCCAUGGGAUCCCACCAGCAGCAAAGAGACAAAAUUGUCGCCGAAUUUGCCGCCAGCUUGAAUCAUGACCGGCGCGGGCAGCUGCCCAGCGCCUCACUGGAGCUCAAUGAGUGUAUGAAUACCAUGAUGAACCGUCAACGUCGUACCGUUGGUCCGUUCACCUUGCCACCGCUUGUGAGACCGCCACCGCCUGUCCACAUAUUCCAUCCAACGCAUUUCCAGGGAGGCGGUGAUCGGAUGGACUUUAAUCUGCAGAACAUAUUGCCGGCGAUACCUCGCGCUCAGUUGGCUGCUCGCAUCGGAGGCGGCGAUGGCGAGCUCCUGGGGCAUGGAUGGGGCCAGGCCGGAGUCCAUCAGUUGAACCACAAUCAGGUGGCGCCGCCUGAUGUGGGCUUUUGGCUGCACCCUCGCGCCGCUAGGCAUAUGAAUAUUGCCGUUCGAGUCCUCAGGGGCGACUUGGGCCGCGGUGUGGCCUUCCGCGGUAUGGAUGGCAAUGUCGCACAGGUACUGCGACAGAUGCGUGGCCAAAUUGGAGCGGGUGAUAGACCCGUUCUACAGCAGAAUGCAGACGUCAUGGAUGUGAUUUUCGGAAAUCCAGUGCGUCGACCCAGACAUCGUCAUAUUUUUAAUAAUUUCCGACAACUGCUGCGUUACGUUAAUCGCCGUCCAUUCGCCUUGGAGGAGAUUCGUGGCCAGAUCCUGCAAGCAGCCGCCGGCCCCGUACACCGACGCGGACGCCACGUUUAUGCUGGCCAAGCGCGAGCCGAAGUCGUGGUAGACCCGGAACCUGUGCUACCCGAACCCCAUGGAUUCAACGUAAACGAAGAUGCUGCCCAAAUCGGUCACGAUUCUGAUGGGAACGAAGAUCUCGAGGCACCCGAGAAACAGGAGGAACAGGAGGAACAGGAGGAACAGGAGGAACAGGAGGAACAGGAGGAAGUGGAGCCUUCUGACAACGGCAAUGCCAAUGAACUUGUCGGCUUGGAGGACACACAGCAGCCGAUGGCAGGGGAAGGAUCAGCAGCACUGCCCCUGGAUCCUCUCCACAGUGUACUGUUUCAGAUUCAGGAACGUCUGGGCAACAUUGCGGUGCAGAUGGACAGCUAUGAGAAGACGCUGCCAAACGAGCAGCAGCAGCGGGAUGGCGACGGCGAUGCCGUCUAGCCAGAUCUAGGUAGCUAGGUAGCAGCUCCCUCCCCCCCACACAGUGUUUGUUA
Drosophila guanche is the source of this 1407-nucleotide messenger RNA. RefSeq lists its product as uncharacterized. Lineage: Eukaryota; Metazoa; Arthropoda; Insecta; Diptera; Drosophilidae. The transcript is spliced from 2 exons. The record is from RefSeq and is a predicted model, not a curated record. Bases 194 to 1354 code for a protein of 386 amino acids.